Molecule: messenger RNA, 657 nt
Organism: Phytophthora sojae
Lineage: Eukaryota; Oomycota; Peronosporomycetes; Peronosporales; Peronosporaceae
Exons: 6
Coding region: 1-657 (218 amino acids)
Source: RefSeq, a predicted model, not a curated record
AUGGCCGCGCAGCUCAUGCCUCCACUGUUGGCGAUUAUUGCUUCUGUUGAUCUACUACUACUUGUUGCCGCUGGCCACGAUGGUCGCGCAGCUCAUGCCUCCAAUGUAGGCGAUGUUGAGAUGCUGGUCAUCAUGGCCGCGCAGCCCGUGUAUGCCAAGAUGGAGAUGCUCGUCGCCGCUGUCCGUGUUGGCCGUGGAGCUCGUGUUGUCCACAAUGGAGAUCACGUGGCGCCGUCUAGUGACGCGGUGGACCGGUGCGACGAUGUAGUGACGCAGUUAUACUACGACCUGGUACGGCAGGUCAUCGUGGCCGAGCCGCUCCGAGAUGGAGAUGGAAUUAUAUCAAUCCUGAUCAUGGCUGUGCUACUCUUUACAAAUUUUGUCAUUAUUUCUAAGUGCAACACGCUUGGCACCACCUGCAUCAGCGCGCUCCACUCGGGCAGUUUGGCCGUCACCGUCAGCCGUAAUAGAAGCGUGGGCUCCCUGGUCAACACGUGGUGCCACAAGAUCGGUGUCGAUGCAUUUGCGCACCAACCAUCACUAAAGGGCGCCACGCUAUCGCAGGCAACACAAGCCGUGUGGGCAACGCGGCCAGCAGCCAGCGGCUGCGGUGUUGAUGCAUUUGUGCACCAUUGGUUCAGCACCAACCAUCGCUAA